ACCGCGAUGUUGCUGCCGCUGCUCGACAUCAGCCGCUGCUGCUGCUUCUGCCUCGUCCUGGCUGUUGCGUGGGUGGCCGGCGCGCCCAGCAACCUCCAGAUGGCGGGCUCGUACCAGGUGCGUCUGGACCACUUUGAGCGGUGCGAGGACGAGGGCACGGGGGAGGUGGUCUUCUCCACCGAGCUGAACGCCGGCGAGGGCGGCAAAACGUACUCCACCAACUGGACCUGGCCCCACGACGUCGACGACCAGAUGCCGGUGAGUGGGGCGCUCCCUCGUACGUGCAACGGGAGGGUUGUGGACAGUCCAGUGCAGGAGAAGACAUCGUCCUCAAACUUCCAGAGUUAA
Molecule: messenger RNA, 348 nt
Organism: Schistocerca piceifrons (Central American locust)
Lineage: Eukaryota; Metazoa; Arthropoda; Insecta; Orthoptera; Acrididae
Exons: 2
Coding region: 7-348 (113 amino acids)
Source: RefSeq, a predicted model, not a curated record